This is a messenger RNA of Aphis gossypii (cotton aphid), 1278 nucleotides long. Its product is annotated as zinc finger BED domain-containing protein 4-like. Bases 1 to 1278 code for a protein of 425 amino acids. The transcript is spliced from 3 exons. Gene Ontology annotation, molecular function: protein dimerization activity. The record is from RefSeq and is a predicted model, not a curated record. Lineage: Eukaryota; Metazoa; Arthropoda; Insecta; Hemiptera; Aphididae.
AUGGACAUUGCAGAAUCAGAAGCAGGAUCAAUUAUUGAGACUGAAGAUGAUAAUAGUGAGUUUGAAUUGGACCAAACUGUACUUGAUGAUGAUCAAAUAACUAAAUUAUUAAAUGAACAUGAUGAUACUGUUGAUAAAGAUUAUGAACAAUCAGAAUUUAUAAUUAAUAAUUUUGAAUCGCAAAGCUUCAGUGAUAACUCCAUAUUUUCUGGAAUCCGUUGUGUAGCUCACACCUUGCAAUUAGCAGUCAUAGAUUGCUUAAAAGAUGAUGACAUCACUAAACUGUUAAAUAAAGUUAGAUUUUUGGUAAAACGACUGAGAAACCAAACUUAUACUUAUUUAAUUAAAAAAGAAAAAUUAAAAUUACCAAUUCUCGACUGUUUAACUCGUUGGCAUUCUACAUUGGACAUGUUAGAAAGAAUAUUAUAUUUAAAAGAAUUUAUAAAAAACAUGUCAGCAAAUGACCAUAAGCUUAAAAAAGUCAACCUUAAUCAUUCGGACUGGGAAAAAGUUGAAACAUUAUCAAAAACACUAUUGCCUUCAAAAAUAUGUACAAAGAAACUACAAUAUGAACAACUUACAUUGACAGACUUCUAUGGUGCUUGGAUAACAUGUAAGCUUCAAACAGAUGCAUUAAAUACAUCAAUAUCUAAAAAAUUGCUUCAACACAUAGUGGACAGGGAAAAGCAUAUAAUGGACAAUAAAGUAUUAUUAGGAGCAAUUUUUUUAGACCCUCGAUAUAAGAUAACUUUAAAUGAAGACAAAUGUAAUACCGCAAUAGAACAUUUAAUCAAAGUUUGGGUUCAUUUGAAAGGUGUUGAAUUAAAAAAUAAUAUACAAGAAACAACUCCAAACAUUGAAGACGGACAAGAAAGUUCUAACUCGUCUACAGAUUCUACUGAUGAACUAGAAAAAUUCCUUCAAAAUAAAGAUAACAAAAAUGAUUCAGUAUCCUUUGAUUUUAACAUACCAAACUCACAAACAUCUACAAUAGCAACAAGAAUUGAAACACUUCUCAAAUCAUAUCACAUAGAUCAAAACAGAUUAAAUUACAAGGUUAAUAUCCUACAAUUUUGGAAAACUAUGGAAGCUUCAAAUCCAGAACUAUCCCAACUAGCUAAAGUUGUUUUUAGUGUUCCAGCUACGCAAGUAAGCGUUGAACGUCUUUUUUCUGGAUUGAAAUUUCUAUUAUCGCCAUACCGCAGUAAUAUUUCCAGCAAGAACUUGGAGAAUCAGUUAUUAAUUCGUACCAACAGAUUAUUUAAUAAUAAAAAUUAA